Indicator indicator is the source of this 1125-nucleotide messenger RNA. RefSeq names its product platelet derived growth factor receptor like (gene PDGFRL). Bases 1 to 1125 code for a protein of 374 amino acids. Lineage: Eukaryota; Metazoa; Chordata; Aves; Piciformes; Indicatoridae. The transcript is spliced from 6 exons. The record is from RefSeq and is a predicted model, not a curated record.
AUGCGGCUCUGGGUGCUGCUCAGCCUGCUGCUGCUGCAGGAAACACUGCUACACGUUACUGGACAGCCUGCAAAGAGUAAGCGUCCAAAAGAACCUGGGGAAAGCAAAAUUAGGCUUGUUAACAAAAAAGUGAAACCUAAACACCCCAAAAUGAAGGAGAGAGAAUCUGUUGACUCAUCUUUGAAGUCCCAGUCCAUACUGACACAGGUGAUGGAUAAAGGUCGUUUCCAGAAACUAGCUGCCACUUUAAGCCUGUCUGCAGGACAAAGCCUAGAACUGCGAUGUAAGGGGAAUAAUGUCACUUGGAGCUACCCUUCCUACUUAGACACCUUUAAAGACUCCAGACUCAGUAUAAAGCAACUUGACAAGUACAGUCAGCUGAUCUUGGCAAACUCCACUGCAGCAGAUACAGGUGAAUAUAGCUGCUGGCUUCAGCUGUGCAACGCUAAAAAAUGCAGGAAAGAUGAGACUAAAACAGGUUCAACGUACAUCUUUUUCACAGAUAAAGAGGAACUUUUUGUACCUACUCCCAGUUAUUUUGAGAUUGUCUAUCUGAACCCAGAUAAACCUGCAGUCAUCCCAUGCCGUGUUACUACUCCUUCAGCAAAAGUUACUCUACACAGGGAAUUUCCAGCAGAAGAAAUUGAAACCGAUGGAACUGAUAUCAUCUAUGAUAUGAAGAAGGGUUUUGUCUACCAGCACCCUACUUUUGAUCAUAAAGGUAUUGUCUACUGCAAAGCAGAGUCGCAGGGAGCACCUCAGAUUUCCAUCAAGUAUCAUCUCCUGUAUGUGGAAGUUCCCAAGGGCCCACCUUCAACCACAAUUGAGGCAUCAUCCAAUAGAGCAGAAGUCAGUGACAGUGUUCAUGUGACCUGCACAGUCCUUGGGGAACCAGAUGUAGAUGUGAACUUCAGGUGGCAGUACCCAGGGCAAGAGUCUGAGAGGCCUGUGAUUAUCCAAAACUUCUGGAGACUGAUCAACAGAGGAACUAGCCAUACCACAAGAAUUUCAAAGAGCGUUCUUCUUGUUGAGGAUUUUGAAGCUGAAGAUGCUGGAAACUACAUUUGUACAGCUCAGAACCUACAUGGAGAAACAGCAGUGGCUACUAAAGUUGAACUAAAUUGA